AUGGCUCCAAUUUUAGCACCACACUUCAUAAUUUUCCCUUUCAUGUCCCAAGGGCACACGAUCCCUCUCCUCUAUCUUGGCCGCCUCCUCCGGCGGCGUUCUAUCGCUGUAACAAUAAUCACCACCGCCGGAAACUCUCCGUGCAUCCGGGAUUCUCUCCGUGAUGCCGAUAUUAAAAUUGUUGAACUCCCAUUUCCACAAGAAAUCAAUGGUGUCCCUCCAGGUGUUGAAAGCACUGAUAAAUUUCCAUCCAUGGCUUGUUUUAUCCCUUUUGCCAAUUCUACAAAACUAAUGCAGCAGGAUUUUGAAGACACCAUUCAAAAUCUUGAUCAAUCUGUUACCUGCAUAAUCUCUGAUAUAUGUCUUGGCUGGACACAAAAAUCUGCUGCAAAAUUUGGGAUUCCCCGGCUAGCCUUUUCCGGCAUGGGAAUUUUUUCCACCACCAUGUAUCAGAUCUUAUGCAAAAACAGGCCACAUGCAGGAACGGUUUCUCUCGACACUCCCUUUUUGAUUCCUGAUUUUCCCAAGUUGAAAUUGACAAGAAAUGACUUUGAUCCACCUUACUGUGAGAUUGAGCCCACUGGAGAAUACGUGGAUUUCAUGGUAGAGCAAAUUAUUGCCAUGGAGAAAAGCAAUGGCUUCAUUGUCAACAGUUUUUAUGAGCUGGAAUCAAUCUAUGUUGAUUACUGGAAUCAGAAAUUUGGGCCAAAAGCUUGGUGUGUUGGGCCAUUCUGUGUAGCUAAGCCGCAGUGUACCACCGCCGCGGAAAAGCCACUGCACAUGCAAUGGUUGGACGGAAAGUUUGCAGAAGGUGAGCCAGUUUUAUACGUGUCAUUCGGGACACAAGCAAAAUUGUCGUUGGAGCAAUUGAAUGAAAUUGCGAUGGGUUUAGAGAAUUCUCAUGUGAGUUGUCUAUGGGUUUUGAGGUCAGAAGGGGUGAACUAUUUACAGGGUUUUGAAAAGAAGGAGAAAAACAGAGUGAUGAUAGUGAAAGAAUGGGUUGAUCAAAUGGAAAUACUAAAUCACAAUGCAAUCAAAGGGUUUUUGAGUCACUGCGGAUGGAAUUCAGUGAUGGAAAGUUUAUCAGCUAAUGUGCCUAUCUUAGCAUUUCCAAUGAUGGCGGAGCAACACCUGAAUGCAAGACUUUUGGUGGAGGAAAUCGGCGUAGGGCUGAGAAUUUCGCCCUCGAAUGGGUCUGUCCGGGGGUUUGUGGAGGCUAAGGAGGUGGAGAAGAUGGUGAAAGAGUUAAUGGCUGGGGGAAAGGGUAAGGAGUUGCGGCAGAAGGUGGAGGACAUUAGAGAUGCUGCAUGCGCCGCCACCGUAGACGGGGGUUCUUCUUGGCACUCGCUAAAUUUCCUUAUCGAUGACGUUUGUGGGAAAAGAUAUUCACACAUCUACUCUUAUUUAACCAAAAAUGAAGAAUUAUUGGCUCGUCCCCAGGCCACAGUUCAUUAUGAAUUGAGAAGACAACUAUGGCAUUUCGACCCAAUUGCAGUUGAGGAGUUUGAGGCUAUUGUUGAUGAAUGCUAUCUGAGGGAGUGGAACGAACACGUCAAUUUCAGAUAUUGGAGGACUAACACGACGAAGCCAGAUGUUGUCGAUCUAGCAGACAUGGCAAGAUCGGGUACAUUAAUGGUGAUAUUCGAGAACCAGAAAUAA
Messenger RNA from Fraxinus pennsylvanica, 1659 nucleotides. Lineage: Eukaryota; Viridiplantae; Streptophyta; Magnoliopsida; Lamiales; Oleaceae. The record is from the annotation of a GenBank genome assembly.